Candidula unifasciata is the source of this 582-nucleotide messenger RNA. Lineage: Eukaryota; Metazoa; Mollusca; Gastropoda; Stylommatophora; Geomitridae. The record is from the annotation of a GenBank genome assembly.
AUGAGUACUGACCAAGGUUCGAUAUUUCAAUGUACACCGUUCACAGUGGAGAAGUUGAGAUGGUGGUUCAACCUACUGGAUGUAAACAAAGAUGGCAGCAUUUCUGAAGCGGAUUUCCAGCUCAUCGCUAGCAGAUACGUCCAGGAAUAUCAGCUUGAAGAAGCAGACACAGCGGAGCUGGGUGACAAACUCGUCAACAGUUGGGGGACACAAAAGCUGGAGGCGGUGGAGGAGGAGGUCAAGCACAAUAUUCCCCUCAUUUCAAAGAUGGCAGACGACUUGAAAGCAGGACUAAACAUUGCUCAAGAUGAUAUCAUUGUUGCCUUUGAGCAGCUGAUAGAACAUAAUUCGCAGCUGGCUAGAUCUACGCUGGAAAAUAUGGUGGCGGCGUUUUUCGACGUUUUUGACUACAACCAGGACAACUACAUCACCAAGCAGGAGUUUGUCGUGGCUAUGAGAUGUUUCGGUCUGGAGGAGCCAGAAGUCGCCGAGACCGUCUUUGUCUGCAUGGGCGGAGACCAGGAGGGAAGGUUGAGCAGGCAAGAGUACGUAGACAGUUGGCUGAACUUUUUACUUGGUUAA